CUCGUCGGCUUCCCUGCUCCAAAUUACUCGCCGCUUGAAACCGAAGCCCCGCGCCGGCGGCAGCGGCUCGCCCGCACUGAAUGCUUACGCUCUCCUCCUCCGUGAAGCGGAGGCUCAAACUGCGGCCGCGGCGCCCUCUUCUUGCCUCCCAGGCAACGCCUGAUCGCCGCGGUUGCAGCGGCUGCAGCCCUCGCGGGGCCGCCUCCUCCUCUGCUGCCUCGCACGAGUCGCUCCUCCUUCGGCUGCAGUCGGGCCCCGCCCUAGCGGAGGUGGAGAGAUUGCACGCCGCGUUGUUGGUAGGUGGCCACUGCGGCAGCACCGUCCUCGCGGCGCAGCUGGUGCGCGCGUACGCCAGGCUGGGGGACGUCGGGCUCGGGCCCGCGCUGCGCGUGUUCGACGGAAUGCCUAGGCGGAACUCCUUCGCGUGGAACGCCGUGAUCAGGGGCCUCGUCGAGGUUGGGCGGUUCUCGGAGGCACUGGAUCUGUACUGGGACAUGGUCCGCGGCGGCUCGGUCACCGCCGAUCGGUUCACAUACCCUCCGGUUCUGAAAGCGUGCGCGGCGCUGGGAGCGGUUGAGGAGGGGAGGAAGGUUCAGGAGAACGUGGAGGCAGACAUCGCCCGGGGCAGUGCGACACCCAAUGUGUUUGUGCAGUGCGCGCUCGUGGACAUGUUUGCCAAGUGCGGGUGCUUGGGUAAAGCAAGGAGCGUGUUUGAGAGCAUGGGAGUGAGAGACUUGGCUGCGUGGACUGCCAUGAUCGGAGGGGCUGUGCACGGAGGUGACUGGUUUGAGGUGAUGGAUUUGUUCAAUCGCAUGAGAUCAGAAGGGUUUCCUCCUGAUUCUGUUAUUUUUGCCACUGUUGUUCCGGCAUGUGGUAGGGUGAAAGAGCUGAGGACUGGAGCGGCAUUGCAUGGAUGUUCUGUUAGAUGUGGAGUUGGUGAUGAUAUCUGUGUUUCUAAUGCUCUAGUUGAUAUGUACUGCAAAUGUGCUAGUCUGGAUAUGGCUGCUUCUCUGUUUUGGUCUAUCGAUUACAAGGAUGUUGUCUCUUGGACUACCAUAAUUGCAGGGCAUUCACAAAAUGGAAUGUCUCAUGUGAGUGUCAAUUUGUUCACUGAAAUGGUUGCUUCAGGAGUAAAACCAAAUUCUACUACUCUGGCAAGCAUACUUCCUAGUCUUCAAGAGCUGAAGUUAUUCAGUCAUGGAAAAGAAAUUUAUUGCUUCUCCUUAAGAAAUGGACUUGAGCAGAGCGAGUUUCUAGUGAGUGCAUUUAUAGAUUUCUACACUAGACAAGGAUUCAUUAGGGAAGCAGAAACUGUAUUUGAGUUCAGGCCGAAGAAAGAUUUAGUCGUUUGGAAUUCAAUGGUUGGAGGAUAUGCUGUGAAUGAGGAUUCAGAAUCUGCAUUACAUGCAUUAAGGGCACUGCAGGCAGUGGGACUUAGGCCUGAUCAUGUGACUGUUGUUUCAGUUCUUCCACUUUGCAACCAACACUCCAGGUUCCUCCAGGGUAAGGAACUGCAUGCUUACGCCAUUAAGCAUAACAUAAGUUCAGUUUGCUCAGUUAGUAAUGCACUUAUAGAUAUGUACUGCAAGUGUGGUUGCCUAGAAAUAGCCAGAGAGAUUUUUCGACUGAUGAAAGAGCGAGACGCCGUAACAUACAACACAUUGAUUUCUUCUUUUGGAAAACAUGGGCAUGAAGAUCAAGCAUUCAUUCUUUUCGACCUAAUGAAGAGAGAUGGAAUUGCUCCAGAUAAAGUGACUUUUGUAGCUCUAUUAUCAUGCUGUAGCCAUGCAGGCCUUAUUGACAAGGGUUUGUGCUUCUAUGAUUCCAUGUUACGAGACUAUAAUAUUUCCCCAGAUAUGGAGCACUAUUCAUGCAUUGUUGACCUUUACAGCAGAUCUGGGAAGCUUGAUGAUGCUUGGAGUUUUAUUGCAAAUUUACGAAAAGUGCCAGAAAUCGAUGUUCUUGGGUGCCUUCUGUCAGCGUGCAGAGAUCAUAAUAGAAUGGACAUUGCUGAGCUGGUUGCAAUAAAAAUAUUUGAACAAAACCCUGAUGAUCCAGGAUAUCAUAUUCUGCUGUCUAAUAUCUAUGCCAAUGCUGGAAUGUGGUCUGAUGUGACUAGGAUAAGAACUACGAUAGAAGAGAGGAGCUUGAAGAAGAGAACAGGAAAUAGCUUGAUCUAAGAUCGUCAGCUCGUUGGCGCGUCCUCAUGUAUAUUUAUCUGUGUAUUUGCAAAAGCAGAAGAGCCAUUUAUUCAUGGUUGCACGGAAGGAACAACUAAAAGGGCUAUUCAGAAAUGUCAGACUGCCAUUUUAAUGGGAAGAUACAGAACUUGCAGAAACAUCUUACUGUUACUUCAUACCAUAUCCUGGAUACAGAAGGCAUGAUCAAGUGUAAAACUGCUGAUGUGAAAGGCCGGUGACUAGCUUCUUUGGAUACUUGGGAAUUAGUGAUAAGCAGCCUUAAAAGGCCAGUGACACGCUGUUAGAAAAUUUUCUCUGGAGGAAGGAAUUUCCAUAGUUGAGGGUAUAAGUGGGUAAAAAGUGUACAGGGCAAUAUCUACUGUUUGUGUUUUUGUUUCAUGUUAUGUGUUGAGGGGUUUUACAACUCACAUUUCCUGUACUACAGGCAACUGAAAACACCAACCAUUUCAGUCGAUCAAAUCUGGGAUUGGGAUAUAGGUUUCGGGGAGAUUUCACCAUUGCCAGGGUUAGAGGAAUGUCGUGGGAGGCAGGCUAGUCCGGUAGAGGCGGCGGGGACGCUGUCGGCCAUGCUUGUGGAAGACCGGCAGUGGACCAGAUCCGGGCGGGGGCGACUUGGAGACAGCUCGUCUGAUCCAGGUUAGUGUGUUGGUGGCUCCGAAGGCGGGAGAGCCACUGGAGACACGUGGAGGCAGGCGGGGCAAGGGAGUGAAUCAUUACGUCGGCGCACUGUUGCAGAUGGAGAAGAAAUAGAGAGAAGAAGCUGGAUGUAGAAGAAAAUCUCUUGUCCAUUGGAUCACCAUCCAACGGCCAGGAUCCAUCGACUGAAAAAAAUCUGAUUUCAGCUGCCUGAAGUAAUGAUGAGCAAGACACAUUCUUAUCAUAAUGAUGAGCAAAUAAAAAAAUGACAGACCUCAAUAAAGUGGAUCUUUACUGAAACAGAUUUAAUCUUGCUAAGACAAAUAACUUUAAAAGCUAUUUACAGUUUCAUCAUUCUGACUUAUCUAUUUGAUAGAUACCACUGAAAUAUUGUUAACAAAGAAUUGUGAAACAAUGUUUGACUUUCAUAUAAAACCAGUUCUGUUAUGGAAGUGGACUUGUCAUAUUGAAAUCAGUAGCUACCAGCUCAUGGAUACAUCAGUUUCCAUCCCUUGAAUUUAUUUAUUUUCCAUAUUUCAACAAAUCUAAUGUCUGCUGUUUUACAUUGUAGGGACCAGGAACAUCAAUGGACAAAUGUUUUGUUAACCCAACAGAUAAGAUGCCUAUAAGGUGAUAUGUGCCGAGUUUGGAAUCAAAAUUUAUAAUUUCCGUGCCAACACAUUCUAUCCACAAGAUUUCCUCAUCAAAUUUAACACAACUCAGCUUCGAGUACUUUUUAAAAGCAGGAUAACUUCUUCCAAUUUUUUCAUCAUUGUCAAACCAUAGAAAAAGGAAUACCAGCACAUGCUUGGCAACAUGAAAUGGUGGAGAAACUCCUCUCCCCUUUUUGCUGGAUCAAUGAGUUCUGCAUACCAUGUGGAAAAAAUACGAUAUGUCUAGAUUUAGUCUCAAAGCAUGGACAUCAGAUGUAAUAGCAAUUCCACUGAGUCGUUGGUUGGCUAUCCCCGAACCUAUAUUUGAUGAUCAUCUUAUGAGAAUGUCACUAUGGUGUCCAGAAGGCUCUACCAGAAAAUUUCACAUGUACCCAGUGUAUUUCAAAGCCAAAAAAAAGAAAAGAAAAACCAGCAUCACCAGAGCCAUGGAUGAGUCCAAACAGAUAUCAGACAGCGGACAUGAUGGCUGCAUGAGCGAUAUGGAGGAUAACCCAGAAGACUGCUUCUACUUCAAUUAAACAGCAGCAGAACUGAUGCCUUGCAAUCACUUCUCAUCAGGAAGUCGCUAUCUGCCUCUCUGAAGUACUUUGUUAUACAGUUCUGAAGAAGCACCAAUAACUCAGUGCAGCUACGAUCUCCGAUCCUUUAAAGAUCUUAGAGGAAAUAUGGAUUUUGUGUGGGGGAAAUCGGUCUCUUCCAGUUAUAUUCUGUUUGAAAAUUUACAGUGAUCGUGGAAAAUAUCAAUUACCACGAGCUUAUUCACCUUAAAAGAGGCAACUAGACCACACAGCACAUAGGCCAGGCAUCCAAGUGCAGUCUCUCUCCACACUGGGUUUCAGCAUACUACACAGCUUUUGCUUACGCAUGAGUCAGUUCACCUAUUGCUGUCAUAUACAACGAUUGUGUCUCCAUCAAAUAAUGCCAAAAGCAGAAGGAACACUAAAAGUAGAAUCAGUGAAGCAUCCGGAUUUCACGGAUGAUGCAUCAUAUGCAAUGCACAAUGGCAAUUGAUCAAUGAAGUUGCUGGGCCAAUACAGAGGAGUGGGCUCACUGCAUGUCUUCAUCAGAUAGUGGAUACCCCUGCCUGCCCUACUGAUCGUUGCUGCUAUCCGAAGUUUGUGCAGAGGAUUGAGGACAACAACGUGGCCUACAUUAUUACAUCCUUUGCCCGAUUCUGCUCCUUUGUGGGUUUCUUCUUUCUCGCAAACUUUUCUUUUCGAGACGAUACUUGCUGACUUCCUGCACACAAAAAGUCCAGGUCUAUGAAAACGUCAUUACUAGAUGAUUGAUGCUACUACUGUGCUGUGUAAGAAGAGCCUCUGUGACUUUUAUCUCUACUUCAAAGUCGCCUAUGAAUCAACUGGAGAUUACAAAGGACACCGAAUCACUAAUACUAUUAAGCAAAGACUUUGAUUACACUAUUCCCCCGUGUUUGUUGGUUUCUUACCUUUAUUUACUUCCUUCUUGUGCGGAUGAACCCGAUUGACUUGCAAACUUGAAGAAUGCAAAAGCUCAUCAAUGAAUGCCGAACGUGCAUCUUUAUCCGAUCCAGGACUCCAGAUGGAGCUUAUUGACUUGCAAGAUUCAAGAAAGCAAAGCUCGGAGAGCAGAAGGAAAUUUUAUAGGAUCUUUUAUAAAAGAAUUCCUAUAAAAUUCUGAUCUAAACUGUAUUUUCUUUAAUUUAACCGUUAACACCUACAGAAGAGACAAAGAUAAAAACAUAUGUCGUAUUAAAAGAGGUGUUUUAAAGUGCGGAGAACGGCCAUCCUUCUCCGAUUCAGGUCACAUCCACUCGCCAACUCUGUGCAAGUUCCAAUGGUCGGUGUGAUGUGAUUUGGACACCUGCCAUCCUGCAACGGUAGCCGUAGGCAGGAAGGCUGCAGAUACCGGAAUAAGCAAUGACAGGCAGCAGCUCAUGUGGGGUCUUGCUAUUGAGAACUCCACGUUGUAUGCUACCUACCCAAGAGUGUAUAUUGAGACCUAAGUAACA
This is a messenger RNA of Phragmites australis (common reed), 5501 nucleotides long. RefSeq names its product pentatricopeptide repeat-containing protein At4g33990-like. The coding region runs from base 81 to 2180 and encodes 699 amino acids. NCBI's taxonomy places the organism in Eukaryota, Viridiplantae, Streptophyta, Magnoliopsida, Poales, Poaceae. The record is from RefSeq and is a predicted model, not a curated record. Gene Ontology annotation, biological process: RNA modification. Gene Ontology annotation, molecular function: RNA binding; protein binding. The transcript is spliced from 6 exons.